Penicillium oxalicum is the source of this 543-nucleotide messenger RNA. RefSeq lists its product as uncharacterized. The record is from RefSeq and is a predicted model, not a curated record. The transcript has a single exon. Lineage: Eukaryota; Fungi; Ascomycota; Eurotiomycetes; Eurotiales; Aspergillaceae. Bases 1 to 543 code for a protein of 180 amino acids.
AUGACUUCUAAAUCCAACGCAGUUCAAGAAGCGUACAACGCCGGAGUCUUCGAAGGCAACCGACAUGCCUUAUACAGAGACAUUUUCAGAUGGUCGCAGGACCUGCGCAGAGGAGAGCAAAUUCAUAUGAACAUUGCUUCAAAACUCGACGAUUUUUCCAAAGGUUGGCGGACGGGCCAGUUGCAGGAUAUUGCACAAUUGAACCUCAAAUCCGAUUUUGAUGUCCAACGCUAUAUCUGCCACAAGGUUGAGCGAUUGUGUGAUGUGAUGGAAUGGGUGGCUGAUAUUCUCCGGAGACGACUGGCUACUGAGUGGGAUAUUGCGGAUAUGUUGGUGGCGAUAUCGGUUCAUGUUGGGAGGAGUCGAUAUUUGUGUAUGCGGACUUCACUGCCGGAUCCGUGUGCGGAUGGGUUAGAUGCUUUUGCGGCAGAGGAGCAUAAGUUUUGGUGGAAGGUUCAUAGGAAUUGGUUUGUGAGGGAGAUUUCUUCGUCCUUGAUGGAGUCGAUGGGUUGUCGAUGCUGUCGCUGUGCGGAUGGGGUUUGA